Messenger RNA from Blastomyces dermatitidis ER-3, 1209 nucleotides. RefSeq lists its product as uncharacterized. The record is from RefSeq and is a predicted model, not a curated record. The coding region runs from base 727 to 1044 and encodes 105 amino acids. The transcript has a single exon. Lineage: Eukaryota; Fungi; Ascomycota; Eurotiomycetes; Onygenales; Ajellomycetaceae.
AAAUAGAUUGCUGCCUCCCCAGGCAAGGAGAAAAUUUCGCAAUCCGACUACUCGCUUUUGAUCAUUAGGUUUGGAAGUAGGAGGUAUUCUUGGACGAAAUAGACAUGGAUACAAGUUACUGGCAUGAAUAAUGCAAGUCCUACCAAUCUAAGGGAGUCUCGUUUCUGCUUAACUUCGCUGGAGGAAAUCCCCGCCGAAACGAAAGAGAAAAUAUUUUACCUGGAUGUCAAAGUGUGUGAAUCGUGACCCGGGAUCAAUAUACUCGCAAAUUGGAGCAGUGAGCAUCGUGUAUACCUGAAAAGGGACGAAGUUAGUUAGGUUCCGCGAGGCCACUUGCAGGUACAACAUCCAGACCCACGGGCAGAAUGAAGCACUCCUGGAGAAGAGUCUUCGUUGCUCUUUGCCAGGUCUGUUCCUGAUAAACCGGUAAUCGCACGUCAGCGGAACAUAACGGUGCCUGGGAAUUCCUUGCGAGUUAAAGCAGAAGGCUGCGAGGCGUCAAAGGUGCAAGGCCACGAAGUACUGUCAACCCACUAAUCAAUGGCAGUAUAUCGAUGCCACUCUCUUUGCAUUUCGAGAGAACGGAUACUAGGGACAGCUGCUUAGGGGGGAUCUGCUGUUGCACUUCUUCAUGAAGAGGAUCACGCACGGCGAUCUGGAUAAAUUGAAGAGAGCAUGGGCAAUAGAGCGCUGCACAUAUCCGGACGUAGAUCUUCGUGAACAAGUAUGUUUAAUCGUGGCAAUUACAAGGAGCCAAUGUUCUGCAAGGUGUCUCAACCAAGUAUUGGAACACACAAAAGACAGGGCUUCGGUUUCCUUGAGCUAGCUUCCAGAUGUGCGAGUGAUAUGAAUAGGAUGGACAAGAAGAUGAAACAUAUUCCGCGAGGAAUAGUGAAGACCCGUUCGUCCCUACUGUUAACAUGUGCCUUUGCGAUGAUAUCACAAUUUUUGUUGUCCGAGAGGAGAAUAACAAAGGCGGGCAAUUUCACCAUUAAAUCGAGUUCAUCAGCUUUCGCACGGCACUGUACUCUGUAUAGGGGCUGAAGUGACUUUUUCCUUGAGGUUUAUGGUUGCAUUGUUGUCCUUCCUAUUGUCCCUCUAAUUUCUUUUCCACAAUCGCCUUAUAUUUCAAACCAUCAGAGUGACUGCUUUGAAUCCCGUGGAUAAGAAACAGUAUGAUAAACUUCAUGUUUUACUUGAGAUUGAUAU